AUGGCUGACGGAUUCAACUUACAAGACCAAUUACAGGCGCUGCAAGACCUGGAGACGUAUGUUCUGCCAAACGAACGUGAUAUUCGCUCGAUGGACGCUGGCGAAGUGACUGGGUUGGUUGAAGGCGCCGUCGAGGCCAUAGCGGACUCUUCAGACGUUAUUUGUAAUGGAGAAGUUUUUGACGUAUACUGCAGUCUCUUGAAGUAUGCGGACGCCUUGCAAGGACCGAUGAUGAGCAAGCUGCUCGACUCCAUCUCUUCCGGUCUUGCCGCUCAAGUCGAUUCAACGCUGCACGACGUCGAUCACGAGGAUCAACACACAUAUAUGGCUCACAAGCCACCACUCGAGAUGUUCGCGUUCUUGCUGCAAUGGUUCGUGACGGCCGCGGAGAAAGUGAAGGCAACGGAGGGCGAGGAAGAUGCACCGGCGCCGGUGCCAACGAGAGCUCGUAGAGGAAGAGGUGGGAAGGCGGGGACAUCGCGUGCUAUGGCCAAACAGAAGACUGCCGCCUGGACAUGGGUGGAUCAAAUACCGCAUACUCUUGGGCUACUUAGCAAAGUCUUACGGCUGAAGACGCAACGAAUAUGGACAACGACGGCUGAGAGGGACACUUUCAUCGGUUGCAUUACACGGCCUGCAUACCAUAUCGCGGAGAGCGAAUCCUACAUGAAGGACCAGACUAUCAGGCUAGGCGUCUACAAGGUCAUUUGUUUGGCUGUCAAGCAUCAUGGGCAUGGCCUCGGCGCACAGAUCAGCAUCAUGCAAUGUCUACAAUACUACGAACACCUGUCCGAACCGAUGGCUGAGUGCCUCACGGUCUUGGCCAAGGAGUUCGACCACGCCCAGUUAGGCGAUGAGAUAUUGCGCGAAAUUGCGGCCAAGAACUUCAGUGGCCAAGACACGAAAGGCCCAAGAGCGUUUUCGCGGUUCUUGAUUCGCUUUGCCGAGUUAGCUCCAAGGGCUGUACUGAAGCAAAUCAGCUUACUACUCGCACAUUUAGACUCGGAGUCAUAUCCUAUGCGCAUGGCAAUGGUGGAGAUUAUAGGCUGCCUAAUACGGGAACUGACCGCUUCCGAAGAUCUCUCUACGGACGCUAACCAGGCUCAGAAACAGAUUCACGGACUGUACGAUCUGCUCCUCGACAGAACGCUUGAUCUGUCCUCCUACGUGCGAACCAAGGUCUUCGCAGUACUAGCUAAGCUCUGUGAUCUCCCCGUCAAAUUUCCGAAGCAGCGUCUGGCAAUCACUCGUGCAGCUGUGGGUGCCCUGGAAGACAAGGCCUCGGGUGUCAGGAAGAACGCCAUCGCUCUCCUGGUUAAACUGAUAUUGACCCAUCCCUAUGGGCUCAUGCAUGGGGGACUGCUAGGCUUGGAGGAGUGGGAAGGAAGGUACAAGGCCGUUUGUGAGGAGCUGCAGAAAGUCGAAGGCAAGAUGGGGAACGUGGUAGAGAGAGAAGGUACCGAGGACACCGAAGAGGGCCAGAAGGCUGAGGAAGAUGAGGAAGGUGACAAGAACGAAGAAAAAGAUGGCGGGACUCGGAAGAAGAGGAGAAAGUCCGGCGGUCACACUGAGGACUCCAUGGAUGUAGACGAGGAGGAAGAGGAAGACGAGGAGAGCGAAGAAGAUGCCAGCAUGGCGGAAGGGGAGGCCGAGGACGGCGUCGACGACUCAGAUACAAAGAAGAGCAAACCCAAGAAGAAAGAGCCUCGCAAAUCGGAGCUGGACAUGACCGCUCUGACGAACGAACAAGCUGCUCUGGCCGCACUGGAGAGCAGUCAACUACUUCAUCUACGCUUGAGGAAGAAAUACUAUGCCGAAGCCUUGAACUUUAUUCGGCAUCUAGAAAGCGCGAUGGAGAUCCUCGGAAAGCUGCUCGGCUCGACCAACAAACUUGAGGUAUUGGAAGUCAUCGAAUUUUUCCGAGUGGCGCACGAGUACCAAUUAGACGGCGCCGAGGAGGGCAUCAAGAAGAUGUUGCACCUCAUCUGGUCCAAAGACAAUAGUUCGACGUCCGAGGAUGGUAAGGAACUGAAAGGCGUGCGUUCGCGGCUGUUGGAAUGCUACAAGAGCCUUUACUUCGAUCCCCUGCCCGACAUGGAGCCGAAGCAACAAGUCAAUCGUAUCGCGAAGAACAUGAUUGAGCUCACGUACGGUGCUACCCUGGCAGAGCUAACCAGCCUUGAAGAGAUGAUGCGGACUAUGAUGGAUGACGACCAGAUUCAUACGGACGUCAUAGCCAAAUUAUGGCAGGUCUACAGUUCCGAUCGACCUCUGCCCAAGCAGCAAAGGAGGGGAGCCAUCAUCAUCCUGGGAAUGCUGGCACUAGCCAGAAGAAGCGUGGUCACCGACCACGUUGAUACGAUGCUCAGAGUAGGCCUGGGGAACCUGGGAAAGGCAGAUUUAACACUGGCAAGAUACACUUGCGUCGCGCUUCAGAGGCUUAACGGCAGCGCAAAGAAGAUCAAAGGCUCCCUUCUGGACAAGACGCUAAGGAUGCCCAUGGAUCAUCCGGUCUUUCGCAGGCUGCAGGAGACUGUUGAAUAUCCAUGCCGAUCGAAGGACUGGUUUGGCCUCGCAGAGCAGGCGAUUAAUACGAUCUAUGCUCUGGGCGAGCACCCCGACGUCCUUUGCAAUGAUCUUGUCAAGAACUUGACGCGUAGAGCAUUUGGCGCUCCAAAGAAAAGCACGGCCCCCGGUCAAGCGGAUCCAGACGCUAUGGAACAAGACCGGCCAAAUGACAAUGCCGGUGAUGAGGCUAGUGAAGAGGCCAAAGACGUGGGAGAGGCGUUCGUCUUGAGCCAACUUCUAUUUGUCGUCGGGCACGUCGCGAUCAAACAUAUUGUCUACCUUGAGCUCGUCGAGAGGGAGUGGAAGAGACAGAAAGACGAGAAGCACGCAGCGGAGAAACUCGCCGCUGGCCUUAGCAGUCCCGCACGGUCUUCGAAGGGCGGCGAGGAGCUCGACCAGGUAGCAGGGAACGCGGAGGACGAGAUAGGUGACAGGAUAGCGGCUGUCAGGGAGACUGAGCUACUAUAUGGGCCCAAGUCACUAUUGGCUGUCUAUGGCCCCAUGAUUGUGCACAUCUGUGGUAGUCCUCAUAAGUUCAAGAAUCAAACUUUGCGGGCUGCUGCGACGUUGGCUUUCAGCAAGUUCUUGUGUGUCAGCUCACAAUUCUGUGACCAACACCAUCGGUUACUGUUCAAGAUACUCGAAACAUCCAAAGACCCGAACAUUCGUAGCAAUACUGUCAUUGCUCUGGGAGACGUUGCCGUAUGCUUUAGCACGGUCAUCGACGAGAACACCAAUGAGCUGUACAAAGGACUGUCCGACGGAGACCUGGUUGUGAAGAAGAAUACUUUGAUGGUCUUGACCCAUCUCAUCCUGAACGGUAUGAUCAAAGUGAAGGGUCAGCUGGGUGAAAUGGCGAAAUGCCUGGAAGACCCAGAGCAAAGGAUCGCCGAUCUCGCGAGGCUCUUCUUCACAGAGUUGUCGACGAAAGACAACGCUAUCUAUAAUAACUUACCAGAUGGCACCCAUUUGUCGGUCGGUGAGCACGCCGUGGAUGAGGAAGUCUUCCAAAGCACGAUGAGAUACAUAUUCUCCUUCAUUGAGAAGGAAAAACAAGCCGAAAAUAUCGUCGAGAAACUGUGUCAGCGGUUCCGCUUGUCGGAAGAACCGCGACAAUGGCGAGAUAUCGCCUUCUGUCUCUCCCUGCUUCCCUUCAAGUCGGAGCGAUCUGUCAAGAAACUUAUUGAGGGCCUGCAGUUCUAUCGAGAUAAGCUCCACGAAGAGACUGUUUUCGCGUACUUCACAGAGAUCCUCACCAAGGCCCGCUCGAAUAAAUCGGCGAACAAGCCUGAUUCCGAACUGGAUGAGUUCGAGAGAAUACUUGAAGAGCACAAGCGGCAAGGAGAGGAAGAUCACCUCCUCGAGAAACGGGCCGAGAAGAAGAAGGCCGCAGCAAAGAAGCGUGCCACAAGGCGAACUGGUAGGAGGAAGGCACAAACUGAGGACCCUGAUUCGGAGUGA
Molecule: messenger RNA, 4029 nt
Organism: Gloeophyllum trabeum ATCC 11539
Lineage: Eukaryota; Fungi; Basidiomycota; Agaricomycetes; Gloeophyllales; Gloeophyllaceae
Exons: 17
Coding region: 1-4029 (1342 amino acids)
Biological process (GO): meiotic chromosome condensation; mitotic cell cycle; mitotic chromosome condensation
Cellular component (GO): condensed chromosome, centromeric region; nucleus
Molecular function (GO): histone binding
Source: RefSeq, a predicted model, not a curated record